Molecule: messenger RNA, 2190 nt
Organism: Lytechinus pictus (painted urchin)
Lineage: Eukaryota; Metazoa; Echinodermata; Echinoidea; Temnopleuroida; Toxopneustidae
Product: mucin-5AC-like
Exons: 4
Coding region: 1-2190 (729 amino acids)
Source: RefSeq, a predicted model, not a curated record
AUGGAACAUUGUGUCGAUUUACUAGCAGGAGAUUAUAAGGCCCAUGGUGUGUGGAGGGAUGUAUGGUGUGGAGCCAGACAAGGCUUCAUAUGCGAAAAGGAACGAGAACCUUCAGUCAGCACCACAAUUGCACCAAGCACUGAGGAAUCGAACCAUCACACUUUUCUGACACCUGGAAACAGGUUCAGCACCCUUGCCACACCAACAUUACUUGAAAGAACCUUAUUGACCCCAUAUGUCACUAAAAGCACAUCCGUACUACCUGGGUAUAGUGAAAACAACUGGAACCUUGAGAGUAACCUUGAGAGUACUAAAGUCGCACCAACCUAUAGUAGGAAUACGUCUCCAGUAGUAGGAUUUAGUACCAUAUACCCAGACAAGCUGCAUUAUGAUGGAACCACCGCAGUACCAUCACGGUAUACGGACAGCACAAUUAAGAUGGUUCCACAAUAUGGUACCAGCAACAAAGAGGAACCUCAAUAUAGUGGAAGCACAUCAGUACGACCAAUGUAUACUAAUAGCAAACUUGGUGUGGUACCAAUAUAUAGCACCAGCACAGGCGAACCACGAGAUAUGAGAACCACCUCAGUUAUACCAAGCUAUAUUGACUUCAGUUUUGGGGUGGUACCAAGAUAUAGCACCAGCACCACAUUACAUGAACCACGUAAUAGUAGAAGCACCUUGGUAACAUAUCGACAUACUAACAACGAACCUGAGGUACCAUUCUAUAGCACCAUCAUACCAGGAAGCACAUUAGUGCCACCAAAACAAAUUAUAAGCACAUCAAUCGUAAACACUUAUGGUUCAAGUGUACCAGCAUCGCGGGUUGAUGGAAACACCUUUCCAACACCAAGCUAUGAGGGCACCACGGAUUCAUCAGGGUCUGGCGAAGGAACUGGUGUUACGUCACAUCCGGUGACAUAUGACACUAGCGAAAGCACUGCAAUCACAAUUCAUUCAACGCGAUCUAGCAAUUCUGAAAGUACAUUAUUGACACCGAGUAGCCAGGAAACACCCAAAGGUCAAAACACUGUGGCACCAACACCAAACACUCUAUCAAGGCACAUAACACUUUCUGUCAGUUUCCAAACCACACGAUCAAAGCACAUCACGUCUGUCUUUACACCUGUUUCAGGUGUGGGGCUAUCAAACCACCGAACAGAUGAGCUAUCAACGAUAACUGAUUUAUCGUCACUUAUUGUGUUCCUAACGAGUGACCUAUCCAGCUUCCUAUCUAGUCCAUCCACCCAACGACCACCCGGUACCACGUCUGACGUCAUCCAGACAAUGGUAAAAACGAGCCCACCGCUGCCACCAAUUGCAACGUCCGGACGAAUUUGGAGUUCGUUGAAUACACCAGUUGGAUCAACCGUUCUGCAGAGUACGAAGGCAUUGAGUGAAUUUGAAUCCGGCGGUAAGACAGCUAGGCCUCUGUCAAGUUUUGUAAGCACAACCCAAUCUGCCCAGGAUUUUUAUCUCUCUGUCACCUCCCUCCUUUCCUCUUCGGGAGCACCCUCCGUUACAACUUGGUUCACCAUCCCUGAACUCACUUCCGGUGCAUCAAGCUUUGGUGGGCCAAACUUGAAAACCACUUCCUGGAUCACAAUACCGACUGGCUCGAAAAUGACACAUUCUAGAGUAGCUUCUGGAGAUAGCCUUCAGAGUCUGGAAUACCCGUCGACCUUUAUUUCUCCUGCACGCACAUUAGGAGUUUCCGUUGCCACUUCUAAAUACCCAUCCAUCUCAACAGUACCUGCAACACAUGAGAAUCGUUCAGUACAUAGCCAUGUCCUUACUGCUUUUCCACCAGAAAACAACACGUCGACAGUCAUAUCCACUAAGGACACGAUGACAACAUCAACAGCCGUCUCCUUGGAGCGGUCAACAACGGCUUCAAUUCCGAAAGCAUCUCAAGGCACAACAUCAGCUGUCCCUGAUUCGACAACUUCUAUGCCCUCUAUAACUUCAUCUCUGGCACCCUCCUCCUCCUCCUCAUCAUACCCUAAAUUGUCCCUGUCGUCAUCAGCUUUCUCCGCAACUUCGACAACCCUUGAUUGGUCGACAGCACAACCGACACCGUUGUACAUAUCCCCGUCGUAUUCGCUUCCGGUGACCUCAUCAUGGACACCUACCCCGAGCCUCCAUUUUACUACGCCUCCAUCAACGUCCACAAACGCACAACAAUCGUAA